Molecule: messenger RNA, 1107 nt
Organism: Myotis daubentonii (Daubenton's bat)
Lineage: Eukaryota; Metazoa; Chordata; Mammalia; Chiroptera; Vespertilionidae
Product: protein FAM47E-like
Biological process (GO): transcription initiation-coupled chromatin remodeling
Cellular component (GO): chromatin
Source: RefSeq, a predicted model, not a curated record
AUGAUUGCUCAUAGAAUUCCCCGCCCUCCGCCCAAAAAGAUUCACAGGCAGCCGCCCACGGGAGCGGACCUGUGUUCCAAGCUCUCGCCAGCCCAGCGAGCACGGAAGGCCUUUGUAGAGAACAUUGAAGCCAGCCUGACCCAGCAGUCCCUGGCGAACUGCCUGAAUCUGGAGGAAGCUCUCCCUCCAGACCUCCUCCUCAAGGUCCUGGAAGUGCUAGAUCCUGACAGGAAGCUGGAGGACACGUGGGCACAUUGUGAGGGCACCAAGGAAAGAAAGAAGACCCCCACACACCUGUGUGAAGAACAUCCUGAGCAGACCAACCUGGAGCCUCCCCAGCUCAACCUGGAACCUCCCGAGGAGGACAACCUGGAACCUGAAGACCAAACCCACGUGCAAACGGCCAAGGAGAGCCUCCAGUCAUAUUUAUUCAGUUUGUUUCCUGAGGAAGAGACAAAUGCAAAAUGCACAACGGAUAUUCCCAAAGAUCUUGGGCUCCAAAAAUCAAGAAGAAGAAUUCGUGAAUUCUGCAGAUGGAUCGAUGAUAAUUUUGGAGACAUAGGCAUUGUUGAAGAGGACCUCAUGAAACAGUUUGAGGUUGACUUAGAGGUCCCACUCACCCAUAAUACAGUCAAAAUAAAGAAAAUAAGCCAGCUUCCUUUGAAGAUAAGGCCCUGCAAACAGCUAGAUGACAUACAGCAGAGAAAAUUCUCCCUGCAGGAAGGUAACUGGCAAAGGAAACUCCGAAAACCAGAAGACCCUCAUAAACCCAAACGGGAGAAGAUAAGGUAUGGAGCAUGGUACCUGGACCCCAAAUCCUGGAAAAAGCUGGUCAAUGGCCAGCCUCUGCCCGACCCUAAAGUCGUCCCUGACAAGGAACAUUUGACCGAUGGAAGGCAUCUUGAACCAGACAUUAUUGAUGAACUUUAUGGACCAAUUGCCUUCAAAGAUUUCAUUGUAAGCAAGGGCUACAGGAUGCCAGGUGUGAUUGAGAAGAUGUUUAUGAGGAAGGGAUGGAACUAUGAGUCUGUGAAGACUCCUAUACACCGAGUAAUGAAACUCCUCUCCAAACCCAAAGAGGAGGAUUCAGGGGACAAAGAGGAUUAG